AUGGCAGUGGGAAUUAUACCAGUGGUAGCAGCAGUGGAAGUGGGAAUUAUACCAGUGGUAGCAGCAAUGGAAGUGGGAAUUAUACCAGUGGUAGCAGCAAUGGUAGUGGGAAUUAUACCAGUUGUAGCAGCAAUGGAAGUGGGAAUUAUACCAGUGGUAACAGCAAUGGUAGUGGGAAUUAUACCAGUGGUAGCAGCAAUGACAGUUGGAAUUAUACCAGUGGUAACAGCAAUGGUAGUGGGAAUUAUAACAGUGGUAGCAGCAAUGGAAGUGGAAAUUAUACCAGUUGUAGCAGCAAUGGAAGUGGGAAUUAUACCAGUGGUAGCAGCAAUGGAAGUGGGAAUUAUACCAGUGGUAGCAGCAAUGGAAGUGGGAAUUAUACCAGUGGUAGCAGCAAUGGAAGUGGGAAUUAUACCAGUGGUAGCAGCAAUGGAAGUGGGAAUUAUACCAGUGGUAGCAGCAAUGGAAGUGGAAAUUAUACCAGUGGUAACAGCAAUGGAAGUGGGAAUUAUACCAGUGAUAGCAGCAAUGGAAGUGGAAAUUAUACCAGUGGUAACAGCAAUGGAAGUGGGAAUUAUACCAGUGAUAGCAGCAAUGGCAGUGGGAAUUAUACCAGUCGUAACAGCAAUGGAAGUGGGAAUUAUACCAGUGGUAGCAGCAAUGGUAAUGCAAAUUGCAUUAGUGGUAGCAGUAAUGGUAGUGGAAGUAACAUAUGAUUGUGGUAAUGGUAGGGGAUGUAAUACCAGUGGAAGUACUAACUUGAUUGCAUUAUUUUGGUCAAAGAAGAUAGUGCCUACUAGUGCUAAUGUCUUCCGCCGAGGAGGAUUUACAGGUCACGUGACCUAUAGCCAAUGGGAGGAGACCUCAGAUACCAUUCGUCAGCGAGCCGAGACUUUGAAGCCUUCGAGGUUUUGA
Molecule: messenger RNA, 915 nt
Organism: Procambarus clarkii (red swamp crayfish)
Lineage: Eukaryota; Metazoa; Arthropoda; Malacostraca; Decapoda; Cambaridae
Source: RefSeq, a predicted model, not a curated record